Messenger RNA from Chironomus riparius, 672 nucleotides. The record is from the annotation of a GenBank genome assembly. NCBI's taxonomy places the organism in Eukaryota, Metazoa, Arthropoda, Insecta, Diptera, Chironomidae.
GUAAAAGUUUGAAAUUUUUCCGGCUCAAAAAUAAGUGAAAAAGUAAAGAGAAGAACCUGCAUUGAAUCAAAUAAAAAGAGAAGGAAAGGAAGAAUUGUGUCAGUCAGUUAUCAUCGAAAAUAAUCGAUUGUUUAUCACUAUAAUUAUCGUAUGAUACAAGAACGAGGUAGAUCAAAAAAUAGCAAUAAAGGAAUUCCUUAAAGUCUUGUUCAUAAAACAAGGAGGACCAUUAAUUGAGCUCCAUGCCAGUUUUUAUAAAAACCAGCCAUUGUGUUGAUGAUUAAUGAAUUCUUGCCUUGCGCAGAAUUGAAACACAACAACAUCGUGGGGAAAAUGUAUGAAAAAAGGCUUGGAGAUAUUUUUGCUGGUUUUUACAGAGCUUCAGUCGGCAUUGAUACAGAAGAAGCAAAACAACAGAAGAGACGCAAGACAAGGGCAGUAAAAUGCAAUUAACAAAUUACUUUGCUAAUGACACAUUUUUCUUUUAAGAAAUGAAUCCGAAAUCGAUUUUGCGAUCAAAAUUUCUCUUUUAAAUCAGCUCUCAAUCUUGCGCUUGAAACAUUUUUUUGGCAUUUUUUUAAAGCGUGUACUGCUUAUGAUCGUUUUUAUGUGCUGACCCCUGGCCUCUUCGGUCGAAAAUUAAGUGCCUCGAUAUAUUACCAGAUCGUUGAG